AUGGACAUCGAGGCCUUCCGCAAGGCCGGGCACGAGGUCGUGGACAAGAUCUGCGACUACUAUGCCUCGCUCGAGCAGCGCCCCGUCGGCGCACAGGUGAAGCCGGGCUUCCUGCGCGAGGCCGUGCCGGAUGAGGCGCCAGAAAAGGGCGAGGAGUGGAGCGUCAUCUCCAAGGAUUACGACGAGAUCAUCCUGCCGGGCAUCACCCACUGGCAAGCGCCAGGGUUCAUGGCGUACUUCCCCGCCAACGCUACCUUUGAGGGCUGCCUGGCCGAUCUGCACGCUGCAGCCAUCUCCAAUCCAGCCUUCAACUGGUCCUGCUCGCCGUCUGUGACGGAGCUGGAGAUUCUGGUGCUGGACUGGAUCGCAAAGGCGCUGCAUCUCUCUCCCGCCUUCCUCUCCACCUCAGAAGUGGGCGGCGGCAUCAUCCUCGGCUCAGCGUCCGAGGUCGCCGUCACCGUCAUGGUCGCGGCGCGCGAGCGGGCACUGGCCAUGCUGUCGGACGCCAGGGGCGCCGAGGUGCCAGCUGACGGCGGUGCCCGGCCCGAGGCGACGGUGCAGGAGACGGGCACGCAGCACAAGGACCUCGACGAUGAAGAGCAGUGGGGCAAGUGGCGCGGCGACGCUACGGGCAGGCUCGUGGCCUAUGGCACCACCCAGACGCACAGCAUCGGCUCGAAGGCAUGUCUCAUUCUCGGCCUGGCGUUCCGUGCCCUGGAUGUCAAGGCCGAAGACGGCUAUGCGCUGCGAGGCGAUGUGCUGCGCAAGGCGCUCGAAGAGGACACGGCGAAGGGUCGCGUGCCGUUCAUGCUGAUCGGCACUUUUGGCACGACCAGUUCUGGUGCGGUCGAUAACCUGAAGGAGAUUGGCCAAGUCGCCAAGGACUACCCCAUGCUCUGGCUGCACUGCGACGCUGCGUACGCCGGCGUGGCCAUGUCGCUGCCCGAGGUGCGCGAGGCCUCGACGGACCUGGCCGCCAUCAACGAGUGCUUCGACUCGUACUCGACGAACAUGCACAAGUGGGGCCUGGUGCAGUUCGACUGCUCGCCGCUCUUCGUUCGCGAUCGCGGUGCACUCACGCGCGCGCUCACGGUGACGCCGGAGUACUUGCGGACCAAGCACGGCGAUGCCGGCUCCGUGCUGGACCUGCGCAACAUGCAGAUCUCGCUUGGCCGGCGCUUCCGGUCGCUGAAGGUCUGGUUCGUGCUCCGGUCAUUUGGCCUCGAGGGCUUCAGGGCGCAUCUGCGGAACGGCAUCUCACUUGCGCAAGGCUUCGCCGAGCAGCUGCGCGAGCAUGGCAAGCCGUUCGCCAUCGUGGCACCUCCGCGGUACGCCCUCGUCGUGUUCCGCCUGGAUCCCACCGGCGCUGGCGGCCAGAGCGAGGAGCUCGACGCACUCAACCGCCGCUUCUGGGAGGCGAUCCAGGAGUACAGCAAGGAGAUCCAGCUCACGCAGACGGUGCUGCCGGAGGUCGGCUUCUGCAUCCGCCUCGUGGUAGGCGCGCCGAGCACGCGGCAGCAGCACAUCGACAUGGCGUGGCGCAUCCUGCAGGAGUGUGCCGACAAGACGCUCAAGGCCUGA
Molecule: messenger RNA, 1581 nt
Organism: Tilletiopsis washingtonensis
Lineage: Eukaryota; Fungi; Basidiomycota; Exobasidiomycetes; Entylomatales
Product: PLP-dependent transferase
Exons: 15
Coding region: 1-1581 (526 amino acids)
Biological process (GO): amino acid metabolic process
Molecular function (GO): carboxy-lyase activity; pyridoxal phosphate binding
Source: RefSeq, a predicted model, not a curated record